Molecule: messenger RNA, 2220 nt
Organism: Anolis carolinensis (green anole)
Lineage: Eukaryota; Metazoa; Chordata; Lepidosauria; Squamata; Anolidae
Product: serine protease 33
Exons: 6
Coding region: 142-1086 (314 amino acids)
Biological process (GO): proteolysis
Molecular function (GO): serine-type endopeptidase activity
Source: RefSeq, a predicted model, not a curated record
CCACAACGCCAAGAGGCCGCUCCUUUUAGCUGUUCACCAAUCCUGUCCAAGAGUGCUGUCUUCAGCAUCCCGGCAUAUAUUCCUCUCACCUUCCCUGAUUGGUGUCAGAGCUGGGUGAUCCAGGGCUGAUGAUCCUGGACCAUGCUGACUUUCUCCUGCUGUCAAAUUGUGCUGGUAUUCUUAUUGCUGAGAGGUGCUGAAAAUACUCCUGCUCCAAAAGUCUGUGGCCAACCUAAAGUGCGCUCCCUCCGGAUUGUUGGAGGGCAGAAGGCCGAAGAAGGGGAAUGGCCCUGGCAAGUCAGUAUCCGACAACAUAGGCGACAUGUUUGUGGUGGAAGCCUCAUCUCACCCCACUGGGUGCUGACAGCAGCUCAUUGCUUUGAUGGGCCAUUGAAUCGAUUUAUGUACCGGAUACACCUGGGAGAAUAUGAGCUGCCCAAACCUGCAGACACCAUGGUCUCCUCAGAAAUUGCUCAGAUCAUAGUGCACCCCUAUUAUGCAGGAGAUGGACUCAGUGGGGAUAUUGCACUGGUUCGAUUAAAGAAGCCGGUCAGUUUCACCCGCAUGAUUCUGCCCAUUUGCUUACCCACUACAAAAGAUCCGGAACCCUUCCCUGUUGGGAUGUCAUGUUGGGUCACCGGUUGGGGAAGCCUCUAUCCAGAUGCCCCCUUCCUUACACGGACCCUGCAGGAGUUGGAGGUGCCAAUCCUUGAUGUGGAUCAUUGUGACAAAAUGUACCAUAAUGACUCCAAUGCUGAAAGUGAGAGUGAUACUGUUCCAAAGGGCUACAAACUGAUCUAUGAUGAUAUGAUCUGUGCUGGUUUUCCAGAAGGGAAAAAGGAUUCAUGCCAGGGUGAUUCUGGAGGUCCCCUGGCUUGCAAGCAGAAUGAUACUUGGUACCUGGCUGGCCUGGUGAGCUUUGGGUUGAGCUGUUCAGAGCCCAACCGACCUGGAGUCUACACCCGAGUCACUUCCUACAUGGACUGGAUUCAAAACACAAUGGACACAAACUCAGCUACUAGUGGUGCCCAUCUCUCAGUCAUUCUCUUAUCUCUGUCCAUUAUCCUGGGUAUUUUUCACUCUUGAACCCUUUAGUACUAUUGUUCUAAACCUGUUGGAAGUGCAACCAAAAUAGAGGCUCAGCACUGAAGUCAAUGUAGCAUUGUACCACUCCAGAAAAAUUGAGUAAUGCCUGCAGCCAUGGCAUGGCUUUAUACAUCCUUACUCAGUGCAGUGGGAUUUAUUCCUGUAUCAAAGAGCACAUUUCACACUUGCCAUUGGUUUGUUACAAUAAUCUCAUCUGUUCGGGGAAUUACAUCUUAAACAGAUAGCAGGCUAUAAAUUUUAAAAAGUCUUCCCACUUCCAUCCAGGUUGUCCACCUAUCCCAGCACUGGCACCAAUUGUAAGGACUUACCUUAUCCUGCCACUAUGGUAGCAAAUGGGAGGAUUUCCACCAGCCCCACCUCUACGGCAUCAAAUAUGGGAGCCUUAUAAUCUCAACCACUGGACAUUGCCACCUUCAACCCACUGCUACCUCCACAGACACUUUGUGGAUGGACUCAUUUGUCCCAGUGACACUAUGGUGGUGUUCUCAGAGGCACAGUGGUAUAACAUAAAAAUCAAUUCAUGAAAUAGAAGUCUAGAAUACAGUUAAAAGUUACUUAUUUUUCACAUCCAAAUCUUUUGACUCUAAAUAAUUCUAGCGUACACCUCUCACUCAUAUUCCUAAUUUUGAAAGACUCAAGUCUCUAACUUCCAUACACACCUAUUUUAAAAACCAUUUAAGGCAUUCAAUAAAUCAAGAGUCACUCCGGUGUUCCAUACUAGCACUCCUUCCAAUGAUCCUUAUUACAUAUACCAUACAGUAUACCAUAAGUAUGAUCCUAGUAGCAGUAGGGAUGACAUCUCCUUGCAUAUGACAAAAUAUAUCCUCGCUAGGGAAUUUCUAGCUCCUCCAGAACUUACCAUUAGAGUCUCACUGGAGGGAUUAGAAAAUUCUUAAAGAGGAAUACCUCUCUAGGAAUAGUUUUAGUCCUCCAGCAAGGCUCUGGUAGUUUUUAACAGAAGUUGUUCAUUUCAUUAUGGUUCACUAUUACCCAUGGUUUCCUGUUUUCCAAAAGUAUAUGCCUUCAUGAAUGUGAACAUUCCUUUCUACUUUACUUCACAUACAUAUUUUACUUUAAUUUCUCCAAUAAAUACAGUAUCUUUUCCCCUUAAAA